Molecule: messenger RNA, 5514 nt
Organism: Megalobrama amblycephala (Wuchang bream)
Lineage: Eukaryota; Metazoa; Chordata; Actinopteri; Cypriniformes; Xenocyprididae
Gene: gabra2a
Product: gamma-aminobutyric acid type A receptor subunit alpha2a
Exons: 8
Coding region: 1934-3037 (367 amino acids)
Biological process (GO): nervous system process; synaptic transmission, GABAergic; gamma-aminobutyric acid signaling pathway
Cellular component (GO): dendrite membrane; postsynapse; GABA-A receptor complex
Molecular function (GO): GABA-A receptor activity; GABA-gated chloride ion channel activity; benzodiazepine receptor activity
Source: RefSeq, a predicted model, not a curated record
AAAUGAUAUUGCACUUCAACAAAAAUACUUUACAGCUGCCUUUAUCAGUCCAUUCAAAUGCUUCAAAUACAUAGACACAAUAUACAUUAUAUUUAAAGUAAAAGACCGGCAGUAGCUUAUAAUGUUACUACAGUAAAUGAAUGCAUAUUAAUACAAAGAGUAAACCAGGGGAAAAAAGACGAAGACGCCUCCUUGAUUGUCUCGUUAAGAUGACGCUGAAGAGCAUUCCAAAAAAAUAGUUUUUUUGACCCCUACACGCUCUCACUCCGGAGGGUAAACCCUUUGUAGGGAUUAGUGCACAGGGAUGAGCCCUUCCGAAUGGAACGCAGGGCCAAUCACUAAUGGACUGUCUCAAUAUCAAAAAAUACAGCAUGUUAUUUAUAUAAAAUAUUAUUUAUUGAACAAUAAUAUUUAAAUUAGCAACAAUAGCCAUUAUAACAGUAUAAGAAGUAAAAUAUGAAAUAAACACAAGCAAACAGUUCAGUCAAAUGUACAAAAUCUGUGCUCUAGUUAGUACAUAUUUCAAUAUAAAUAUAAAUUUAAUAUAGCCCUUAAGCCAAAUCUAUUAGCUCUGGAACAAGUAAUAGAUUAAUAAGACCAAAGACUGCCCGUUUGAUAUACCCAAAAUGAAUUAUACCUCAUGUUUAAAUACUAUUUACAUAAGAGCCAGCGACAAAUUCCCAAAGGACUGGCAGAUAUGAAGCUGUUCUCUGCGGGUACAUGAGCGCUGAAUGGUCGCUGACGGCCUGGAGUUUGCAUCUCCGAAGGCGUCUAAACAAAUUUUCAAAUAGGCGCUAUGCUUACAUAUAAAUCGCAUAUCUGAAGUCUAAACUAUAUUCUCGCCUAAACUACAUUUCGUUACAAAAUAACAGUAGCAUCUAUAAAAAUAUGGUGGGUUUACUCAUCUGCCAUGACACUCACUGUGAGAAUGUUGACAGCGGAGUGAUUCAAACUGUGAAACGGUUCCCGUAGCGAUACUGGUAGAAUAUCACAUGGCUGAAAAGACCUUUCAGCCAAUCAGAUUCAAGAACCAAACGAACUGUUGUUAAAAUUUAUUUAUAUCUGUAUUUAUAUCGGCAAAUGUUCGUCCAAGCAUAUCCCUCAAUUGGAGGCAUAGGAUAGGAUGUCCUACCUGCGUGUCAACAUAUGUUUAACAUCAGACACCAUACGUCAUCAGCGCGUUUCAAGAGCCAAAACAAGCCAAAACAAUGAGCUUAUAUUGCGUUUACGCCAUAACUACUGUAAUUUGGAAGAGAUGGAAACCUGUGACGUUAUACUCGGAGCGGUUUGUUACUGGAAUUUAGGCGUUUCAACGGCAAAACUAUCAACGUCGAAAUUAAUCUGCAGCAGUCAGGUGGUACAGGUCAGAGCUCUUUAAGUUGUUUAAAUUCAUUAUUAUUGUAAUGUUAUAUGCUUUGAGACAUGAGGUAGUUUAACGCCAUCUCUCGCGACACUUUUGUUUGCUCCCUGCUGUACGCGUUCAUGUGUUUUUGAGGAGGUGUGGCUUUAGAGACGCACUGAAGUGAGGGUGGGAUCCUAUGCUUUCAAAGCUAGCUCGCUAUUGCUAGCCUCUCCGAAAAUGACCUACCCUACCUUUAAGGUGAUUAAAUGUUUAUGACUUGAUUUUACCACUGUUAAACUAAUUAUAAUGAGGUGUUGAUUACCUGAGAACACUGACUGAAGGAGAAGAAAAACAAAACCAGCAAUCUCAGCUCUACUUGACAGUCUACAAACCCCGUUUGUGUAGUAGUCUGUCAGUGUUAAUAUAUAUUUAUGUGACCCUUGCCAUUGUUUGUACACUCUGAGCUUGGCAACAUGAAAGACACCGUGGAUCAAGCGACACCCACCAUGAAGCAAAUAGAUUUCUUAUCGAGUAACAGAGGUGAAGACUGAUAUCUAUGUGACCAGUUUUGGGCCAGUAUCAGACACAGACAUGGAAUACACAGUGGAUGUGUUUUUCCGUCAGCGCUGGACAGACGAGCGGCUGAAGUUUCACGGGCCGAUGAACAUCCUGCGUCUCAACAACCUGAUGGCCAGUAAAAUAUGGACCCCAGACACUUUCUUUCACAACGGCAAGAAAUCUGUGGCUCACAACAUGACCAUGCCUAAUAAACUGCUGCGCAUCAUGGAGAACGGCACUCUACUGUACACCAUGAGGUUGACAGUGCAAGCUGAAUGCCCAAUGCAUCUCGAGGACUUUCCAAUGGAUUUCCAUUCUUGCCCACUGAAAUUUGGCAGCUAUGCUUACACUCUGACAGAGGUGACGUAUGUUUGGACACGCAAUGCCACCUUAUCGGUGGAAGUAGCUCCGGAUGGAUCUAGACUUAACCAGUAUGACCUGAUGGGACAGACUGUUGGAAAGGAAACCAUCAAGUCCAGUACUGGUGAAUAUACAGUGAUGACUGCCCAUUUCCAUCUGAAGAGGAAGAUUGGAUACUUUGUGAUCCAGACGUACCUGCCUUGCAUAAUGACCGUCAUCCUAUCCCAAGUCUCUUUUUGGCUCAACCGAGAGUCUGUCCCUGCACGCACAGUUUUUGGUGUGACUACAGUGCUAACGAUGACCACUCUGAGUAUCAGCGCUCGAAACUCUUUACCAAAGGUGGCCUACGCCACAGCCAUGGACUGGUUCAUAGCUGUGUGCUACGCAUUUGUUUUCUCUGCUCUCAUCGAGUUUGCCACUGUAAACUACUUCACCAAGCGCGGCUGGGCCUGGGAUGGAAAGAGCAUUGUCAAUGAUAAGAAAAAGGAGACGUCCGUUAUGAAAAAGAAUAACGCGUAUGCAGUCGCUGUGGCAAACUACGCGCCCCACAUUGCGAAGGACUCGGCUCUGCCCACCGUCUCUAAGAGCGCCACAGCGGAGCCCAGUAAACCUCAACCGGUGGCUAAAGAAGCAAAGAAGACCUUCAACAGCGUCAGCAAGAUUGACCGUAUGUCCCGCAUCAUCUUUCCAGUGCUUUUUGGCAGCUUUAACUUGGUUUAUUGGGCCACAUAUCUCAACAGAGAACCUGUUAUAAAGAACAUGGUGCCCUCCCAGUGAGCCAUUAUUAUUCACAGUAUGCUACAUACAAAAUUAUAUAUAUAUAUAUAUAUAUAUAUAUAUAUAUAAAAUAAGUGCUGUCAACGUUAAUGUGUUAAUGCAUGCGAUUAAUUUUUUCCAGUUUAACGCGUUAAAAAUAUUUAAUGCUAUUAACGCAGCAUCCAUUUUUCCGUUAUAAUUUGGCUAGCAUUAUAAUAUUGUAAACCAUUUAAGCACGCCAAAAGAGAAAAAGGGAACACGCUGCUGCCUGUGAAUGUCCUAUCUCGCACACGGCGCACAGAAAGACACCAGUAUCGAGUUCUCUGUCACGCUUAAACGAACAAUAACAUACACGAUAAUGCCAAAAAUGUCUGUGUUGUCGAGUAUCCUCAUUAGAGCAGCCUUGAAUGAGUUAAAGUCUUAAACGAAAGUAGAGUUGUGAGAAAGUGGGAUGCGUGCGAUAUCCGCGUCAUGUGCAGCAGCAGCAGCUCUUAAAGUGACAGCAACCAAAAUAAUUGAGACAAUAACAGAGAAAAUUACUCACUGCUCUUGACUAAAGAACUUUUGUAGCUUUAAUAAUGAUUAAUCUAUAGUUAAUUUAGGCUAUAAAUUAUGCAGUGCAGACUGUUCAAUUUCUGUAUUUUUGCUAUCUGUUGGACAGGCACGGGUAGGCUAAAUAUGACAUGUUUUAUGGGUUUAUGUGAGGAUCGUUCCAAGUUCUCUUAAAUUAAAAGUUGUUAUAUUUUUGAAGCUGAAUAAAUGUAAAAAAAAAAAAAAAGAUAGCUUUCAAUUACACUGUAAUGUUGAAUGGCUAUAAUUCAUGUUUAAAGUUAAAAAAUCUAUUUCAUCGAGACAUCAGUAGCAGUAAUAGUAUCAGUGAUAAUGGCCUUCAUUGAUAAAAGUAUGCCAUUAAACAAGUAUUAUACUGUUUUUAUGUUGUUUCUGUAUGUUGUUUUAAUUUGGAGUUUAACUGUAAAAUUAUUACAUUAUAAAAUAUAUUAAAAACUUAUAUAAACGUGUUUUAAUUGCGAUUAAUGACAGAAAAAAUGUGUGAUUAAUCAAGUUAUUUUUUUAAUCGAUUGACAGCACUAAUAUAUAUAUAUAUAUAUAUAUAUUAUUGUAUAUGGUGAAUUCAGGUAAAUUGGGACACUUUUUUUCAUUGAGAUGACUAAACUAUCCUAAACUAACCAUAUCUAUCUAUCUAGAAAAAUUGUGGUAUUCAAGAACCAAAAUUUUGUACAUAUUCUUCAGUGUACUUUUGAUGUUUCUGAUGUUUGCUUACAAUCUUGCCACUGCCAGGACAAUUUGAAGAGAGCAUCUUAGCAUGCUUUAAUGAGACAAAUGACCUUUGUUUCACAGCUUUAUUUUUGUAUGUUGUUGUGUGAUUUCUGAGAAUUUAACUGAUCGUUUUCCCUUGCCUUUUUAUGCAGUGUUUACUGGCAUUUUCAUACAGACCUCAUAUUUGUUUUUAAUUUUUUAACGUGUAUUCUGUAUUUAUAAUAUAUCAACCUCCAUUUAAACAAAGUGUUUAUGUCUGUGUCCGUAUUUUGGCUAAAUUAUGAAUUAAGCUCACAAGGUAUGGUGCAUCAAAGACAUAGUGUUUAAAAUGAAAGUGAUUGCUGUGUUGUUUUGUUAGAGCUGCACUACCGUAUCUGUGAAACAGAUCACUGCACUUUUAUAUUGACUGAUGUAGCAUUUCAAGUCAAUUUAAUAUGGCACUUUAAUUAUUUUUUGUUUGCAUCAAAUCUGAUUGCAUAUUAGCUUUUCACACACAACACGCACCUGUGCAUCUGAUUCUCAGCCGUGAGCGAUUUAUCAAUGAAAGCAGCACACACCCACAUGUGGUUUAAAGCUAAAUAAUUCAUUGAUUUUGUCUGAAGCACCUCUGCGCACUGUAUUGUUGUGGAUACUUUGAUCCGUGAGCUCAGUCUCAAGUGGAAUUAGCACUGCAUUUGAGCCAUUUCUGUUUCUUUGGUCCACGUUGAGUGGAAACUGCUGCUGGGUUUUUCCCAAAUAGUUUUGGCUGAUUUAAAUUUUUAAUUUUGCUUGUCAUUAGGUUUAAAUGAGAGCAAUAUGUUGGUCUUGCUGUAUAUGUUACUCAAAUUGUGACCAUUGAAACUCAUAUUAGCUUAAUGUUGCAGCAGUGACAUGAUGUUGUUCAUAUGGUAUUGUCAGUAUUUUGUCUACUGUAGCUUCAGGAUUAAUGCCGAUAAAGGUUAUAAUGGGCUUCUCAGUAUGAUGUAUAUGCCUAAUGAUGCCAUGAAAAUGGGAAUCAAAAUGUACUGUUCGCUCAAUAUAUCAUGUGUCAAAGAGUUUGAGAGUUUUCAUUACCAACAUCAACAAUCCUGACAAGUGUAAACGCUUGAUCGAACUACUGUGGGCUUACUUUCAACAGCUUUUCAGUUUGCCAUACUGUUCUCAGUUUUCUGCCUGGGCAAAAACAAAGCUCCCCUGUUGACUGAAAUAAAGUGUUGUCAAAGCCAACGUGGUUCAGUUAC